This is a messenger RNA of Plasmopara halstedii, 312 nucleotides long. RefSeq lists its product as uncharacterized. NCBI's taxonomy places the organism in Eukaryota, Oomycota, Peronosporomycetes, Peronosporales, Peronosporaceae. The record is from RefSeq and is a predicted model, not a curated record. The coding region runs from base 1 to 312 and encodes 103 amino acids. The transcript has a single exon.
AUGAUUACUUAUUCUACAAUUCCAUUUUAUAUUAAUACAUAUUUUUCUGAUUACAUGCCGUACUUGUCCAGGCCCGUUUGGAUCUCGCGAAAAUUUUUGCUUGAUGAAACAGACGCCAUCUGUAUGCCACCAAAAUGUCUCAGCGGAAAUUCCGAUAGUUUGGCUAAUUGUCUGGCUAAUGGAAUUGAUUACGGCGCUCCUUCUUCGACGACGAAUCGAGCAAUUUUUCAUCCAACUAGUAGCAUUAGGUUUGAACCCAUUUUACUGAAACCAAAACGCGCCCCGACGGUAUUCAAAUUCAACUCGGACUAA